AUGGAUUUCAACGGUCUAGCACAACAAUUCACUGAAUUUUACUACAAUCAAUUCGAUUCUGACAGAUCUCAAUUGGGUAACUUAUAUAGAGAUGAGUCUAUGUUAACUUUCGAAACUACUCAAUUACAAGGUACUAAGAACAUCGUCGAAAAACUAACUUCUUUACCAUUCCAAAAGGUUACCCACAGAAUCACCACUUUGGAUGCUCAACCAGCUUCUCCAAGUGGUGAUGUUUUAGUUAUGAUCACUGGUGAUCUACUGAUCGAUGAAGAACAAAAUGCACAAAGAUUCUCUCAAGUCUUCCAUUUAAUUCCAGAAGGUAACUCUUACUAUGUAUUUAAUGACAUCUUUAGAUUAAACUAUUCUGCUUAA
Molecule: messenger RNA, 372 nt
Organism: Tetrapisispora phaffii CBS 4417
Lineage: Eukaryota; Fungi; Ascomycota; Saccharomycetes; Saccharomycetales; Saccharomycetaceae
Gene: NTF2
Product: Ran GTPase-binding protein NTF2
Exons: 1
Coding region: 1-372 (123 amino acids)
Biological process (GO): protein import into nucleus
Cellular component (GO): nuclear pore central transport channel
Source: RefSeq, a predicted model, not a curated record